AUGUCGGGCGAGUUGCCAGAGGUGUCCGACAACAUCAACCCCACGCCCACGGCCGGGUACAAGCCCGGAGAGAAAAAAUCCAUACAAGAGUAUCAGUCGCUGGAUGCGGGUGAUGAGAGUUUGCGCCGCUGGAAAGAGAGUUUGGGCAUCAGCUCCUCGGCCACGCAGGGCGCCAUGGACCCGCAUGCGCCCCGCCUCGUGAUUCAUUCACUGGCAUUGGAGAGUGAGCAGCUGCCGGAUGGACGCGUGGGCAUCCAGCUGGACCGCCCUGGUGAGUUGGAAAAGGUGGCCAAGAUGCCGCUCCAGAUCACGGAGGGCAUUGAGUAUGCUGUGACCAUCCAAUUUACGGUCGGUCGCGAGGUCUUGUCGGGUCUCAAGUACAUUCAUGUCGUGAAGCGUGCUGGCAUAGCCGUGGAUCGUAUGGAAGAAAUGAUCGGUUCCUACCCACCCCGCGCUGAACCAUACACGAAGCGGUUUGCGCCCAACACUGCGCCCAGUGGAUUCUUGGCCCGUAGUGGCACGAAUACGGUGCGUAGCAGGGUUGUCGAUGAUGAUGGCACCACGUAUGCCGAUUUUACGUGGUCGUUCAAGUUUACCAAGGCAUAG
This is a messenger RNA of Malassezia restricta, 606 nucleotides long. Its product is annotated as Rho GDP-dissociation inhibitor. The record is from RefSeq and is a predicted model, not a curated record. The coding region runs from base 1 to 606 and encodes 201 amino acids. NCBI's taxonomy places the organism in Eukaryota, Fungi, Basidiomycota, Malasseziomycetes, Malasseziales, Malasseziaceae. Gene Ontology annotation, molecular function: protein binding; Rho GDP-dissociation inhibitor activity. The transcript has a single exon. Gene Ontology annotation, biological process: Rho protein signal transduction. Gene Ontology annotation, cellular component: cytosol; membrane; cytoplasm.